Messenger RNA from Aspergillus saccharolyticus JOP 1030-1, 780 nucleotides. Its product is annotated as Ulp1 protease family protein. The record is from RefSeq and is a predicted model, not a curated record. Lineage: Eukaryota; Fungi; Ascomycota; Eurotiomycetes; Eurotiales; Aspergillaceae. Gene Ontology annotation, biological process: proteolysis. Gene Ontology annotation, molecular function: cysteine-type peptidase activity; deNEDDylase activity. The transcript is spliced from 7 exons. The coding region runs from base 1 to 780 and encodes 259 amino acids.
AUGCGGGACAGUGGCCUAGGAGGCAAACUGGUGAAGAGGAUGAAACGCUUUGGUGAUACCUUGAACCCUGAUGAUGCGUAUCUAAGCUAUCAUGAUAUUCGAUUAACGCGAGGAGACAUGCAAUCUUUGAAGGAUGACUGGCUUACUGAUAAUGUAAUUUCGUUCUGGGAGGAGUAUCUCGAGCGCGAAUUCCUGAAUCAUUCCAAAUCCGCCAAUAUCGUUCUUUUACGCCCCAGUAUGUCCUUCAUGAUACUUCAGACCCCGGAUCCUCGGACUCUCCGCGAGGCACUACCGGAUUUCUCCCGAACCACGCAUGUCUUUCUACCUAUCAAUGACUGCCGCAAUGUCAGCGAAGCUGAAGGAGGGACUCACUGGUCGUUGCUGCUCGUAUCGAUUGUUGACGGACUCGCUUUUCACUAUGAUUCCCUCCCUCCUGGAAACUUCUGGGAGGCGCGCGCCGUGACGAUAAAGCUGGGGAACUUAUUGAAUCGAAGUAUUCGAUACGUCCACUUGGAUGAUUCGCCGCUUCAAGAGAACGGAAGUGACUGUGGAGUAUUCGUCUGUUGGAGCAUGCGUUAUCUUCUUCUGAAGCGAUUGUUGACGGCUAAUACGAAUGAGAAGGUUAGUCUGAGUCUAGGUGGAAGGAAGGUCGAUGCUAGGUCUGCAAGAAAGGAAAUUGCGCGGAUAAUUGAGGGUUUCCGCAAGGAGGGAGAGAGGCGAAGAUCGGCGAGCAUGAGCCCUAUGGGUCAUAGGUCGACCAGCCCGCCAAGAAUCGAAUGA